AUGUCAGCCUUGUCUGUUGUGUACACCUCACAAAAGAGUGCCUGGAUCGAUAGUACGAUUUUUAUGAAGUGGUUUCUGGACGUUUUCAUACCCUCUGUAAAAGCUCAUCAGCUAAAGAAUGGGAAGAGGCAGAAAACACUAGUUCUCCUUGAAAAUGCACCAACUCAUCCGUCAUGUGAUAUUUUAAACGAAAAAGACGAGUUCAUAAAGGUAACAUUUCUUCCACCUAACGUAAUCUCCUUAUUACAGUCCAUGGAUCAAGGCGUUAUUGAGACUUUCAAACGGUAUUACAGGAAAGAAUUGUUGCGUAAGUUAUUGUUAGAAAGAGAAGAGGAUGGAGAAGAAAGUCUCUUAAGAAAUGAUAAGAAUAUUGACUUGAAAGACGCGUCCUACAUGAUCAGCGCAGCAUGGAAUAGUGUAAAGGAAGAGAAUUUGAAGAAAGCCUGGAAUAAAAUUUUGGACUCAGAAGUAAAUUCACGAGGUAUGAUUGAAAAUGACGAACAGAAUGAUAUGUCCGAAAUUCUCGGUUUGCUAAAAGAAAUAGAUUGCCACGAAUGUGAUGAAGAAAACAUUCAUGAAUGGAUGAAUAUCGAUGAUGCAGAUCCAGGACACCAAAUCAUGCAGGACAGCGAGAUUGUAAACGUCGUCACUGAUAAAGAUGACGCCACCAGCAUCUGA
Messenger RNA from Schistocerca cancellata (South American locust), 678 nucleotides. Its product is annotated as jerky protein homolog-like. Gene Ontology annotation, molecular function: DNA binding. Lineage: Eukaryota; Metazoa; Arthropoda; Insecta; Orthoptera; Acrididae. The coding region runs from base 1 to 678 and encodes 225 amino acids. The record is from RefSeq and is a predicted model, not a curated record. The transcript has a single exon. Gene Ontology annotation, cellular component: nucleus.